Messenger RNA from Nicotiana attenuata, 1628 nucleotides. Its product is annotated as microtubule-binding protein TANGLED. The transcript is spliced from 4 exons. Bases 156 to 1394 code for a protein of 412 amino acids. Gene Ontology annotation, molecular function: microtubule binding. The record is from RefSeq and is a predicted model, not a curated record. Gene Ontology annotation, biological process: regulation of phragmoplast microtubule organization. NCBI's taxonomy places the organism in Eukaryota, Viridiplantae, Streptophyta, Magnoliopsida, Solanales, Solanaceae.
AACAAAAGUCAAGACACCUUUUUUCUUUCCUUGUAUACUUGUGCUUCAUGUAGAAACUCAACAACCACCCCCCCAUCCCCCAACAAAACACACUAGUUUGAGGAGCGUAGAGAAAGAAGAGACCCACACUUCUCUAGAGCGUAGUGAAAGGGAAAAUGGUAGCAAGAAGCCCACCAAAGUUGCAGCUCUACAAGAAAAUGGUGUUGCCUCCUCCUCUUAACCCCAUUCUUCUUAGAGAAACUCUUAACAAGGUGGACAAGUGUAUGGCUCGAUUGCAAGAGCUUCAGUACACAGUUACAGGUGGUAAUAAGGUUAUUUCUGGUGUAACUCUCAGUCCUCGUAGCACCAGAGGCUAUUUGAAGACUAGCCUCAGAUGCAAACAAGAAUCUUUGAGGAUCAGGAAUGCUGCUUCCCGUAAAUCUCCUCCACGGAAAUUGCCCACAAAUGCAGGGGAAUGGCGGCGAAUGUCAUUACCAGCAAUGCUUCUGGGAGAGACAGUGGCUGAAAUUAAACAGGCAAGUCAAUUUGCUAGAGAAAUAGUGGAAGCAGUAGGUUCCAAGGGGACAAAACCAGACCCUAAAACUCCACUCACAAUCAGGAAAAAACAGAAGCCAAGCCCCGAAAACUCUGAGCUCCGAUCACGUAGAAAGAGAGAGAAACAGGUAACCUUGCAAACAAUGAGGUCCGAGUCCGAUACACCAUCGAAACAGCAACGAGCAAAAUCGCGAAUAAACUUCAAGGUUUCUCCAAUGCAGAAGGGGGAAUGUGAGAAAGAAGAUUGCAAGUACAUUGCGAAUAGAGUGUCCCCAAGGAAUAGGCCAUGGGUGAAAAAGACUGUUCUUUUCCCAAACCCAUUAUUUCAUUCAUCACCAAUUUCACAGCAGCAGAAACUCGCCAAAACAAAGUCUCCGGUGAUUGCAAGAAAUCGACAAACACCCCAUAAGUUCUUGGUAAAGUCCCCGCUCAAGGCCUCAACACUUCAAGUGAAAAACAGAAGCCCUCAAAAACCUUUUGUAUCUUCUCCUACCAGAGUAACAAGUUUGAGCACUAAGUUGUUGGUGAAGUCCCCGCCUAAAGCCUCUAAGUUUCAAGUGAAAAUCAGGAGUCCUCCAAAAUUUUCGACAUCUCCUACUAGAGCAACAAGUUUGAGCAAGAGGUCUCCAAAGAUGUCUACAGCUGCCAAAUUGAGAAGGUCAUUUUCUCCAUCGAGAUUGGCAAACAAGCUAGCUUCUUCACCCUCCAAAUUGAGGUCAUUUUCGCCAUCAAGAUUGGCAAGUAGGUUAGCUUCACCGUUAAAGAGCAAAAAAUCUGUACAGAAGAUUGACGGGAUGAAGAUGAUGAUGAGCGGACUCAAACAGAGACCACGAGCUUCAACCACAUCAAUGCAAUUCUGAGUUCAAGGAAUGUAAAUGAGUGUGAUCAUUGUUUGUUCUUGAAAUUUGAGGGAUUCUUUAAAGUUGAAGAUAUUUUCUCAAUGUCCUUGUUAAAAUCGUACAUCAGGAGUACUUUUCCAUUUUUCGAUCCCUUCUAUUACUUUCAAGAUUGUAAAAUUUGAUUUGUGAACUUAUGAGGUACUUCCUCAAUAAUGUGAAUAAGAAUGGUUCUCUGACGGAUGGAAUUUACUUUCA